This is a messenger RNA of Fusarium tjaetaba, 1590 nucleotides long. RefSeq names its product f-box. Gene Ontology annotation, molecular function: protein binding. NCBI's taxonomy places the organism in Eukaryota, Fungi, Ascomycota, Sordariomycetes, Hypocreales, Nectriaceae. The record is from RefSeq and is a predicted model, not a curated record. Gene Ontology annotation, biological process: SCF-dependent proteasomal ubiquitin-dependent protein catabolic process. Gene Ontology annotation, cellular component: SCF ubiquitin ligase complex. The coding region runs from base 1 to 1590 and encodes 529 amino acids. The transcript has 2 exons.
AUGACAUCAAACACAAAAGAGCUCGACUCUGAACUCGAGUCUUUCCGACAGAAAUGGAUCUCGGAUCUUAAAACGAGGAAUGAACACCCGGAAACUGCUGAGGCUCUGGCUGGACCGUCAAGACGACCUCAUCAUGGUCCUAUCUCAUCGUUGCCACAUAAGCAUGUACCUGCGCCAGUGGAUGACGGUGACGAUGAUUAUGUGCAAAGCCGUGCCUUCGAUCAGGAUGAACCUGUAGCUCAAGCACCGCAGGAUGUUCAUCAUGAUAGGAAGGGAAAGAAACUCGUUUCUGCAUUGGACCAUUUUGAGGAGGCGAUGCACAAGGAGGAACAGGGUAAUAUGGGCGAUAGUCUCAAGCUUUACCGCAAGGCUUACAGACUUGACAAUGGUGUUGAUCGGAGAUAUCGUGAGAAGCACUUCCCCCAAAAGACAGCUCCGCGACCCGUUUCGCCAACAGCUACCAAAGCAUCAGCAGAGGCUCCUCAACCUCCCAAACCAGAAGAAGUUGUAGAAACAAAGCCUCUACCCAUAGGCGAACUCAUAGCCAGCUUCUCCGGGUUGAAAAUCGAGCCUGCCCCUCCUCCCAUCGAGGGCAUGCCAGAGCCACCAUGUCCCAUUGCCGAUCUCCCCGAUGAGAUCCUCAUUCACAUCCUCCGCGACGUCGCAAUCACAGAUGUCGGAGAAUUCGCCCGCUUGUCCCGCGUGUGCAAGCGUCUCGCAUACCUCGUUGCUUCAGAGCAGCGUAUCUGGCGCCGUGUAGCUCUUGGUUCAGAAGUCGGUUUCAGCUCGCAGAUAUACCGUUUCGAAAAGGGCGUUGAGUGGGACGAUCUACCAGAGGAGGAACAAGAAGGCCCUGAGAUUCAGGACGGUUUCGUAAUCAGCCCCUCUGAGCUUGAACAACGCAGACGCGAUGCCAAUAUCGCUUUCACUGAGUCUCUCAUACCCUCUGUGUAUCCAACCUGGAAGCAACUGUUGCGCUCACGACCGCGAAUUCGUUUCAAUGGUUGCUACAUCUCCACAGUCAACUAUGUGCGCACUGGACAAGCCUCAACUAAUCAGCCUACGUGGGGCAGUCCCAUCCAUAUCGUCACUUACUAUCGAUACCUCCGUUUCUUCCGUGAUGGCACACUCAUCAGCCUUCUCAGCACUGCCGAACCGGCAGAUGUCGUGCACCACCUGACUCGCGAAGAGCUCAACGUCCAUCGUGGUGUUGCACAGCCUCAUCUCCCCUCCGCCGUCAUGGCACUCGCCCUUCGCGGUCGCUGGCGCCUGUCCACUGCUGCUGAUCGCGAUGAAGGCUCUGACACAGACCGGCCUGGUCCAGCUACUGGCAGGCAUGAUCGAGACCGUGAUCCAGAAGGUGAUGUGUUCAUUGAGACAGAGGGCGUGGGGUCCAAGUACAUGUAUCGCAUGGAUCUCUCUAUGCGAAGUGCUGGCAAGGGGUCCCGCAACAAUAAGCUUAUCUGGCGUGGCUUCUAUAGCUACAAUAAGUUGACGGAUGACUGGGGCGAGUUUGGCUUGAAGAAUGACAAGCCAUUCUUCUUCAGCCGCGUUAAGAGUUAUGGGUUUGGUCAAGAACAUAUUGCAUAG